Messenger RNA from Dovyalis caffra, 396 nucleotides. The record is from the annotation of a GenBank genome assembly. NCBI's taxonomy places the organism in Eukaryota, Viridiplantae, Streptophyta, Magnoliopsida, Malpighiales, Salicaceae.
AUGUCGUGGCAAACAUACGUUGAUGAACACCUCAUGUGCGACAUCGAGGGCAACCAUCUGACUGCUGCCGCUAUCAUCGGUCAUGAUGGCAGUGUGUGGGCCCAGAGCGCCAACUUCCCUCAGUUUAAGCCUGAGGAGAUCACUGCAAUCAUGAAAGAUUUUGAUGAACCUGGAUCUCUAGCCCCAACUGGGUUGCACCUUGGUGGAACAAAGUACAUGGUGAUCCAGGGAGAACCUGGAGCUGUGAUUCGUGGAAAGAAGGGUUCUGGUGGCGUCACGGUGAAGAAAACCGCCCAGGCUCUUAUUUUUGGUAUUUAUGAUGAGCCAUUGACUCCAGGACAGUGUAACAUGAUAGUGGAGAGGUUGGGCGAUUACCUCAUGGAUCAGGGCCUGUAG